This is a messenger RNA of Myxocyprinus asiaticus (Chinese sucker), 1527 nucleotides long. Its product is annotated as keratin, type I cytoskeletal 13-like. NCBI's taxonomy places the organism in Eukaryota, Metazoa, Chordata, Actinopteri, Cypriniformes, Catostomidae. The transcript is spliced from 7 exons. The coding region runs from base 59 to 1438 and encodes 459 amino acids. The record is from RefSeq and is a predicted model, not a curated record. Gene Ontology annotation, molecular function: structural molecule activity.
CUGCACUUCUCACUCAGCCUCCAGUCAGAGUAGAGAACAGCAGCAAUACUCCUUCAAAAUGAUGUCUUCUUCCUCCACCCGCAGCUACAUGUCCUCAGGAGGGUCCAUGAUGGGAGGACCCUCUCGCUUCUCCAUGUCUGGUGGAGGUCGUGCUGGAGGAAGCAUGUAUGGGGGUGCUGGAGGAUCUGGGGUCCGUAUCUCCAGUGCCUCUGCUUCUCGUUCCUAUUCUGCUGGUGGUGGUGCUGGCUUUGGAGGUGGUGCUGGCUUUGGAGGUGGUGCUGGCUUUGGAGGUGGUGCUGGCUAUGGAGGUGGUGCUGGCUUCGGAGGUGGUGCUGGCUUCAGCCAGUCUGAUGGCAUUGAUGCCUCUGCAAAUGAGAAAGCCACCAUGCAAAACCUCAAUGACCGCCUGGCCACCUACCUGGAUAAGGUGCGCUCCCUUGAGAAGGCUAAUGCUGACCUUGAGCUAAAGAUCCGCCAGUUCCUGGAGAGCAAAACUGCCCCCACUUCUCGUGACUAUAGUGCCUAUGAAGCUACGAUCAGUGACCUCCAGGACAAAAUCCAGAAUGCCACUCGUUUAAAUGGAGGCAUCUACCUUAGCAUUGACAAUGCCAAGCUGGCCGCAGAUGACUUCAGGGUCAAAUAUGAGAAUGAGCUGAGCAUGAGACAGUCAGUGGAGGCAGACAUCGCUGGCCUGAGGAAAGUGCUGGAUGAGCUGACAAUGGCCAGAUCCGAUCUGGAGAUGCAGAUCGAGGGGCUAAGAGAAGAGCUGAUCUUCCUCAAGAAGAACCACGAGGAGGAACUCUUGUCAAUGCGCACCCAGAUGAGCGGACAGGUCAAUGUAGAGGUGGACGCAGCACCACAGGAAGACCUAUCAAAGGUUAUGGCUGAAAUCCGGGAGCAUUACGAGGCAGUUGCUGCCAAGAACCGCAGAGAGCUUGAGUCCUGGUUCCAGGCCCAGUCCGAAGCCAUUAACAAAGAUGUCGCCGUCAGCACAGAAGUCCUCCAAACAUCCAAAUCAGAAAUCCAAGAAAUUAAGCGCACACUGCAGGGUCUUGAAAUAGAGCUACAGUCACAACUCAGUAUGAAAAAGUCAUUGGAAGACACAUUGGCAGACACGAAGAACCGCUAUUCUUCCAUGUUGGGCAACUACCAGAUGCAGGUGACCAGCAUGGAAGAGCAGCUGGUGCAGCUUCGGGCCGAUCUUGAGCGUCAGGGCUAUGAGUACCAGAUGCUUCUGGACAUCAAGACCAGACUGGAGAUGGAGAUUGCAGAGUACAGAAGACUGCUCGAUGGAGAGGCUGUUGGAGUUCAAACUUCCACAAAAUCGUCAAACUCAUCCUCAACAACACGCAAGGUGGUAACCAUUGUGGAGGAGGUAGUUGAUGGCAAAGUGGUCAGCUCAUCUUCCCAGGCUGUGAGCGAUACCAGGGCCAAGUAAGAUCUCUCUCAAGAACAGAGAGCACAAGAACUCUUGAGAUAAAACAUCAAACUCAGAGUGACAAAAAGCAAUAAACUGGUCUAAAUGUG